AACUUACAAAAUUUUAUCAGAAGAUGUCGCCACGUUACAUAACCUCAAAAUAUAAAUAAAUCAAUAAAUUCUUUAAAAGUGUUUAAAAAUGGGUUCUGAGCAAUCAAAUUUACGCCAAAAUAGCUUGCACAGCGAUAAACAACCAAAUAAUGUGUUACGCAAACAGCAUACAAUCGCAAAUCCAGAGUCAAGUAAUGAUGUGGAGAGACCCGGAUCAACAUCUCCGGGCCCCAGUAUUUGUAGCGAUUCCGAUUUACCCUACAUUAGUUACACCGUAAAUCGCCCAAUAGGAGAUUCCCCCAAACUAACUAACAAGCAAAUAAACAAAUCGAAACCAGUACAGCGGAAAUUACAACAAAAAAACAUCAAAAAGUCUUCGACUCAUAGCAUCGUUGUUGUAAAACCAGCCCUUGUAGGGCCUAACGUUGAAAGAGAUCCCGACAUUUUAAAACUACAAAGUAUCCCAAUGUUUUUACCGAUAAUGCGAGCAACUUUAAAUCUCCCCGCAGCGAGAGAUCCGGAAGUUUUAGAACGUUUGGAUCCGAUCCCGUUGACAAAACUUUGUUUGCGCUAUCAAGAUCAUUUAAAUUCGUGCGCAACUUUAGUUUCAACCGAACAAAAUCAAAUUACACAACGGAUUAAAGAAACGGACGCUGAAAUCCAAGGGAUUAUGUCCGUCGCGACUGACCGGCAAAAGAAAUAUUCGCGAUACGCCGAACGAUUAAUGAAAAUCCAAGAGUUAUCGCACCAAUUAAAUCGGUGUCAUAUGAUUUUGAAUCAAACUUUGGAGUCGAUUGAGACGUUGAAUGAUUAUUUGGACAUUGAGGAUCGUUUGGAACCGUUUGUGUGGACGACUGGGUGAUAAUUAAAUUAAUGUGGAAACUGUAACAUAAUUUAGGCAGCAAAUGAGGUUCUGGUGACUGAUUAAGAGAUGUGUAUAUAGAUUUUGAUAUAGA
Messenger RNA from Onthophagus taurus, 956 nucleotides. It is a transcript of the gene BORCS5, whose product is annotated as BLOC-1 related complex subunit 5. Gene Ontology annotation, biological process: lysosome localization; positive regulation of anterograde synaptic vesicle transport; organelle transport along microtubule. The record is from RefSeq and is a predicted model, not a curated record. NCBI's taxonomy places the organism in Eukaryota, Metazoa, Arthropoda, Insecta, Coleoptera, Scarabaeidae. Gene Ontology annotation, cellular component: cytoplasmic side of lysosomal membrane; synaptic vesicle membrane; BORC complex.